AUGCCUUCAUCCCCCUCGUCAGUCAGACCGCUCGUCCUCGGCCCUGGCGUACCACCUAUCAGUGUCAACAUAUCUUCUCCACCUCACAAACGAUCCCGACUAGCAUCCCCACAGUCAGUCGAAAUGGACGCGGUCGACAUUCCCUCGGAGCGGGUCCCUGAGGGCCUCAAGGCGUGCGAGCAGAUCCUGAAGCGGGGCAAGGAGGUCAAGAAGGUCGAGCCGGUCGUGACGUACUGGUGCUGCUUCGCUGCUGCCCAGAAAGCGCUAGAUGCCCGAAACCGCUCCAAGGAGGACACGGUCUUCCUCAUGUCCCUCUUGGAUGCUCUGGAGCAGAUGAAGGUCGUACUAGCCAAUAACGACGCGGUGACCAACGAGGCAGCUGGGGCUGCUCAUGUGGAGAACUUUGCGCUCAAGGUCUUCAUGAGCGCUGAUAACGACGAUAGAAACGGCAUUGCUGGCAAAGCAACUAUCCGAAAGUUCGUGGUGGCUGGGCAAUUCAUUGAGGUACUGCGAUGUUUCGAGAACGGUAUGACCGAGGAGAUGGAGCAGAAGCUGCAGUAUGCUCGGUGGAAGGCGGCCGACGGUGCCAAGGCGUUGCGCGAGGGAAGGACUCCCGCUUCUGGACCUCCCAUCCCUGACAUCGAGCUCUCCCUCCCCGAGCUACCUUCCGGCUCGCCAUCAGGCAACUCCCAAUUCAUUUCGGGCUCACCAUCUCAAAAUACACCUUUGUCCCGUCCAGCGAACCUCUCCAACAACAUCACACCGCUCGUCUCGCCCCGUCCUUCCCCCGGAGCCCACUCUCGCACAGACCUCCCCAGCCUAGACAUGGACCGACCUCCAGGGCGGAAUCUCAGCAAUAAGGCAAGUGGAGCCUGGUCCACUGUCGCCACGCCCGGAGUGGCAGAAGAGGGGGACGAGGACCGGCACUUCCAGCUGCCCACCGUUCCCCCUUCCGCCAUGCCUGACGUGCACUCUACGCCACCGGGAGGCGAGAAGAAGGCUGUCCGAUUUACCGGUCCGGACGGCGCACCUCUCAGUCCGGCCCAGACCCACUUUACGGUUGACUCGUACGAUGCACCGGAUGCUCCACCGCCUACUACCUUCGGGGACAGCCCUACCUCCCCGGCCAAGCCUCCACCUCCGGUUUUGAAGCGGGAUGAUAAUUCCGGCUCUUCUCGCUCAACCAACUCUACCGAUACCGCUGGUCGUCCUGGAGGGGACAGCAAUGCGAGUCGCUCGGCUCAACCCUCCGCACCUAGACCUCCCACUGGAAAUGGAAGUGGCAGCAAUCGCCCAUCUCCCAGUCUACAGCCGACGCAUAUGCCCCCUCCUCCACCACCUCCCUCCUUCGCUUCCUACCCGUCCGUCCCGCCCACUACCGCCCAUCCUAACGGUCUCGGCCUGACCUCACCUCCUCCGUCUGCUCCACCACUAUCAGCCAUGUCGUCCCUCGCUCCGGCGCAUAAUAACCCCAUACCCAAGUUGACGCGGAAACAAGUUGAACAGACGCAGAAGCACGCACGAUGGGCGGUGAGUGCGUUGGAAUUUGAUGAUGCGGAGACGGCACGGACGGAGCUGCGGAAGGCACUGGCGAUACUAGGCGGAUAG
Messenger RNA from Dioszegia hungarica, 1608 nucleotides. Its product is annotated as putative late endosome to vacuole transport-related protein. Lineage: Eukaryota; Fungi; Basidiomycota; Tremellomycetes; Tremellales; Bulleribasidiaceae. Gene Ontology annotation, cellular component: multivesicular body. The record is from RefSeq and is a predicted model, not a curated record. Gene Ontology annotation, biological process: late endosome to vacuole transport via multivesicular body sorting pathway. Bases 1 to 1608 code for a protein of 535 amino acids. The transcript has 6 exons.